Camellia sinensis is the source of this 1680-nucleotide messenger RNA. NCBI's taxonomy places the organism in Eukaryota, Viridiplantae, Streptophyta, Magnoliopsida, Ericales, Theaceae. The record is from RefSeq and is a predicted model, not a curated record.
AUGGAGGCCUAUAUCGACGACAUGGUGGUGAAGAGUAAGGAGAAGUCUCAACACCUCGCCGACCGUGCAGAGAUGUUCGCCAUACUUAAGCUCCACAAGCUUUGCUUGAACGCCACAAAGUGCGCUUUCAGAGUUGGCACCGAAAAGUUUCUGGGUUUUCUGGUCACAAAUCGAGGGAUUGAAGCUGACCCAUCACAGAUCAAGGCCAUACAAGACCUGGAGCAUCCCAACUCCACGAAGGACUCCAAGUUCUUCUGGGAUGACAAGUGCGACCGCGCACUAGUAGACCUGAAAGCAUAUCUCUCUUCAGCCCCUAUUUUGGUCACACCUCAGCCAGGCGAGGAGUUGUACCUCUACUUGGCUGUCUCUCAACACGUAGUCAGCGCAGUAUUGGUGCGUGCUGAAGGCAUCCAGCACCUACCGAUCUUCUAUGUAAGCAAGACUCUUCUCCCAGCCGAAACGAGGUAUCUUCUCUUGGAAAAAUUGGCGCUGGCCCUAAUGAUGGCGUCAAGAAAGCUGGCACACUAUUUUCAUGCCCAUACGAUAGUUGUGUUAACCGAGUUCCCGCUUAAAGUGCUUUUUGAAAAGGCAGACUUCACUGGGAGAAUUUUGUUUGUCUCACUGGAAUUAGGACAAUAUGACAUCAAGUUCCGACCGCGCACCGCAAUCAAGGCUCAAGCACUUGCCGACUUUGUGGCGGAAUUUGCCCCUGGGAUGCAUCCAGUAUGCCCGGUUGAUUUGGUUGGUGCGGAUUUAGCACAACCCAUGGUUCUGGCAACAGAAACGAGUGUUGGUUCGCAAGUAGGAAAAGGGACGAGCACGACCGGACUAACAAAGUCCGACGAUGAUGAACCCAACCAAGACAAGGAAAGGGACCAGAAUGAACCGAUCAGAGACUUGGAAAUGAGAAGCUCCCAGAACCCCUCUGAUUGCUGGAAGCUGUUUAUUGGCGAAAUAUGGAAGCUCUUCGUUGAUGGGGCGUCCAACCGACAUGGGGCCGGGCUGGGCAUCGUGCUGAACUCACCGGACGGGCUGAUCAUCGAGCAGGCAAUUACACUCGGCUUCCCAACAUCCAACAACGAGGCUGAGUAUGAAGCUCUCCUUGUCGGACUAAGAAGCGCGCUGAGAAUGAAAGCCACAGCCCUCAUGGUAUUUAGUGAUUCCAAGUUGGUGGUCAAUCAGGUCUUAGGGGAGUAUGAGGCAAAGGACGAAAGAAUGGCCAAGUAUCAGGCGCUAGUAUGCGCAAAGAUCAAGAAGUUCGCUGCAAUAAGGUUGGAACAAAUCGACCGCGAGGAAAAUAGCACAGCUGAUGAAUUGGCCGGACUUGCUUCUGCUCAGACAGCUUUUCCUAACCCCUUGAUGAUAGAAUUUUUACCCCGGCCAAGCAUUGAGAAACCAGAAUCAGCCGAGGCACUCUGCACCGACUUGGGCCCUUCUUGGAUGGAUCCUAUCAUCGCCUUCCUAAAAAAUAGAAUUCUACCAGAAGAAAAGAAGGCGGCACACAAGAUCCGGCUAGAUCUGAAUAAUGAAGCGGUGGCGUUGGAGUUGGACCUUGCUGAAGAAAAGAGGAAGCGAGCAUUGAUCCACAUAGCGGCCUAUCAACAAGAACUCUCCAAAAAGUACAACAAGGCUGUGCACCCCAGGCUGUUCAAGAUUGGGGACUGGGUAUUAAGAACCUAG